Messenger RNA from Arabidopsis arenosa, 773 nucleotides. Lineage: Eukaryota; Viridiplantae; Streptophyta; Magnoliopsida; Brassicales; Brassicaceae. The record is from the annotation of a GenBank genome assembly.
ACAAAACUCCAUUUACAGACACAAAACCCACAAAUAAUACACAUAUACCAACAACAUGACUAAGCUCAUCCUUAUCGUCGCCGCACAAAUCCUCAUCUUCGCUGCCGUUGCUUCCGCCGGAGACUUGGGAAGAACCAUGAACGGGAAACACCUUGGCCCUUACAAAAAGGAGAAACUCACUCACCUCCGAGUUUAUUGGCACGACUCCGUAAACGGUAGAAACCCUAGCUCCGUCAUGAUCCAACAGCCGGUCUUGAACUCAUCUUCCUUAUUCGGAGCGAUCACCAUGAUGGACGAUCCACUGACAUUAGAUGUGCCAAGUAAUUCAACUGUGGUGGGCCAAGCCCAAGGGAUGUACGCAGCAGCAGCCCAAGGAGAGAUUGGCUUCUUGAUGGUGAUGAACUUUGCUUUCACUACAGGGAAGUACAACGGGAGUACGAUCACGAUUCUUGGCCGGAACGUGGUGAUGUCGAAGGUUAGAGAAAUGCCAGUGGUCGGAGGCAGUGGAAUCUUUCGGUUUGCUAGAGGUUACGUGGAGGCUCGCACCAAGUCGUUCGAUCCCAAAGCCGGUGUUGCCAUUGUCGAGUAUAAUUGUUAUAUCUUGCAUUACUGAUAUAACUAAGUUUGGCAUGUUCAUAUGAUUUUAUUACUUAUGUAACCUUUGCAUUUUGCGAAUGCGUUUGUUUGUUAUGUCUUGUUCUGUGGUGUGAUUGUUAUGAGAGUCAGAGAGUGUUAUUGUCUUUUCCCAAAUCUAAUAACGUAUUUUCUAUUGU